Messenger RNA from Wyeomyia smithii (pitcher-plant mosquito), 866 nucleotides. RefSeq lists its product as uncharacterized. The record is from RefSeq and is a predicted model, not a curated record. The transcript is spliced from 2 exons. The coding region runs from base 60 to 866 and encodes 268 amino acids. NCBI's taxonomy places the organism in Eukaryota, Metazoa, Arthropoda, Insecta, Diptera, Culicidae.
CUAGAUGGCAGCAAUCCGUCACACUUGAACCCGGAUUUAAUAGGCAAAUCAUACAAAGUAUGUCUGUCAUUGCGUCUGGACUCCAAGAACGAGACAAGCUGAUUGUGUUACUUAUUGAUGGAAUGGCUUUGAAACCGACAAUAGGUUAUCAUGCAAAAAGCGACUACUUUUAUGGUCUUCCGAACAACGGUGUAUUCAAUGUUUAUGAAGACAAUGACAUUGCAAAUUCAGCCAAUGAGGCAAUCACAAUCAUGGCCAAAGGAGUAGGCACAAAGUAUAAACAAACCUUCGGAUACUUCCUCGCAAAUACAACCCUUACUUGUACACGACAACAAGAAAUAAUUGAAGAAGCUGUAAGGACUAUGUUUAAAAUAGGGUUUAUACCGGUUGGCGUAGUGAUGGAUCAGCAUCCGACUAAUGUCAUGACAGCUAGGGCAUUAGGUGUUACAGUAGAUGAACCAAUGUUUGAUAUAGAUGGGCAUCCUGUGUUGUUCUUUUUCGACGCCCCGCACUUAUUUAAGUCUUUAAGAAACAAUUUAUUCAACAAGAACGUUCUUUUCGAGAACGAAAUAGUUUCCUUCCAACACAUACGUGAUUUAUACAAAAUAGAUAUUUCAAAAAUGCCUCGAUUGGUUCCAAAGCUCACUCAAAAAGCUGUCGAACUGCCUGCGUUUUCAAAGAUGAAUGUCAAAUUAGCAACGCAAACCCUUGGUGGAACCACGGCUAAAGCUAUCAAAACAUACGUGGAAUUGCAAUGUUUGGAGAAAAAAGUGUUAGCAACUGCUUCAUUUAUAGAGCUUUUCGACCAACUCUUCGAUGUUUUCAAUUCUCGAUUCAAGUUUUACUUGGCCAAGGUUUGUACAUAA